CGCUCGGCCGCCGAGAGGCGCGGGGGGGAGGUUCCCCGCCGGUAAUAAGGCCCUUGGCAGGUGGUGGAGGCGGCGUGCGGGGCUCGCUGCCGCCAUGAACCCCGGCGGCGGGGCGGGGGCGGCGCCGGCGUUCCCGGGCCCCGUGCAGUUUCCAGGAGGCACCACGGUGCUGGUGGAGCUCACCCCGGACAUCCACAUCUGUGGCAUCUGCAAGCAGCAGUUCAACAACCUCGAUGCCUUCGUUGCGCACAAGCAGAGCGGUUGCCAGCUCACGAGUGCGGCAGCUGGGGCCACCAGCACGGUCCAGUUUGUGUCAGAGGAAACGGUGCCCUCGACACAGGCACAAACCACGGCCAGGACCAUCACCUCGGAGACCCAAACCAUCACAGUUUCUGCACCAGAGUUUGUUUUUGAGCAUGGCUAUCAAACAUACCUGCCUAGCGAGAGCAGUGAGCCUCCAACUGCUGCUAUUGUCUCUACACCACCAAAAGCACGUUCAAGAAAAUCGACUUCCUCGCUUACACAGAAGAAACUAAACUGUUGCUAUCCAGGUUGCCAGUUCAAGACUUCCUAUGGUAUGAAGGAUAUGGAACGUCAUCUGCGAACCCACACAGGAGACAAGCCCCAUAAAUGUGAUGUUUGUAACAAAUGUUUUAGUCGCAAAGAUAAACUGAAGAUGCACAUGCGGUCCCAUACUGGCGUGAAGCCUUACAAAUGUAAACACUGUGACUAUGCAGCUGCUGACAGCAGCAGUCUCAACAAGCACCAGCGCAUUCACUCCAAUGAGCGUCCUUUUAAAUGCCAAAUCUGUCCUUAUGCAAGCCGCAACUCUAGCCAGCUAACUGUGCACCUCAGAUCCCACACAGGAGAUGCUCCUUUCCAGUGUCAGAUGUGUCCUGCUAAAUUUAAAAUCAACUCGGACUUGAAGAGGCACAUGCGUGUGCAUUCUGGUGAGAAACCUUACAAAUGUGAGUUCUGUGAGGUCCGGUGCGCCAUGAAAGGAAACUUGAAAUCACACAUUCGUAUCAAACACAGUAUGGAAAAUACUCUGAAGUGUCCAGAGUGUGAGUUUCAGUGUGGAAACAAAACAAGCCUUCGACACCACAUAAGAACUCAUCAGCCUGAGCAGCCAGUGAAGUGCUCGGAGUGCAACUACUCUUGUUCCAACAAGGCAGCUCUGAAAGUGCAUGAGCGAAUUCACUGCAAAGAUCGUCCUUUCAAAUGUGAAUUCUGCAGCUUCGAUACCAAGCAGCGGAGCAACCUGACUACUCAUGUGAGGAAAGCUCAUGGAGACAAAGUCAAGACCAAGAAGCAAACUGUGGAGAAGAAGGAAGGAGAUAGGCCAAAGCAAGGUGGCUCCAGGCAAGUUGCCAAAUUAGAUGCCAAGAAGGCAUUUAAGUGUGAUUUGUGUGAUGCUUCCUUUGUCCGAGAAGAUUCUCUUAGGAGUCAUAAGAAGCAGCACAGUAUGUACAGUGGAUCUAAAAAUAAUGAACUGGCUGUUCUGCAGCUCCAGAUGGAUCCCAGUCGACAGACCAGUGCCCCGAUUACUGUCAGUCACCUCCAGGUCCCAAUUCAGGCUGCUCAGGCUUCUCCAUACAAUGAGGGAAGGGUCAAGAUCAUUGUGGGUCACCAGGUUCCUCAGAGUAACAGCAUAGUUCAGGCUGCAUCAGUGAAUGUUGUGCCCCCCACACUAGUUAGCCAGAACCAGGAAGAUCUCUCAGGCAACAGCCGCUUGCAGCUGCUGGGCCAAGUCAGUUUGCUGGCACCACCUCCACCUCCAAUAUCACAAAGCGAAGCAGUGCCUGUGGCACAACCAGCAGUUCUUCUAACAACCCAUGAUCAAACUGAUGGAACUGCUUUACACCAAACUCUGAUUCCUGCUGCACCUGUCAGCAGUCAUGAGGCUUCAGCAAACCAAGCUUUCAUCACCAGCUCUGGAAUCAGCUGCUCUGACUUAGAAGGCCUUAAUGCUUUGAUACAAGAAGGAGCAACAGAAGUGACUGUGGUUAGUGAUGGAGGUCAGAGUAUCACGGUGUCCACUUCAGCUCCCCCUCCUCCUAUCUUCUCAUCUUCUCACACAGAAGCCCCUAAGCAGACCUACUCCAUCAUUCAAAGUGGACCACACACAGCUUUGCUGUGUCCAGCAGACUCAAUACCAGAUUAGUCACAAAGAAACUAACAAAUUUCAGCCUUGGAGGCGCUGGUGAUUUCAGCAGAAAUGCAUAGAACAUAAGUGAAUACAGAAUUUGUCCUACAAAGCCAAAUACCUUCCACAUACGUGUUCUGCUUGUCUGUACGUGGAAACAUACACCUUAUAUGUGGCAAAGAGGUUGUGUAUGUUUGUGCUUCUAUUGAAAUCGGAGGCUAUGUUCUUCAUAAAAUCUGAGCAUCAAAGCAACUAUUGAAAGCUUCACCAAGCAGUAAGCUUCCUGGACUAGGAUUCUUGUAUUGUGCUGGCAAAAAUAAGAAAACCUCACCUUACGUUUAACUAUCUUCACAGCAGACUUUCAUGUAUACACAAAAGACAAUCGUCCGAGCCAUUCCAAGCUAUAUUUUUAAGUGAGGUCUGUUUUGAUUACAUGCUAUGUAUGGAUUAACUGAACCUGGCUGGUUGUAGACAUUUCUUACAGAUCAAUAAUGGAGCCCUACUGAAGGUCAUGGGACCUGUUGCUUAAUAUUAGUAGAAGUGGGUAGCAUGUGACACUUGAUCUGGUAAUGCUGAUGCAGAAGACCAAGUGAUGGUUUUUAGAAGACAAAAUAAUUUUGUCCAUCAGUAAUAACUAAGUUUGUUAGCAAGAACACUAUUGCAAAUCAUGUAUAUGGCACAGUGAUCUGUGUCAGAGGCACCUGUCUUUUAAAGAACAAAACAACCACAAAUAUAUUUUUUACAAACACUACUUAAAUUUUGUUUUUAUUUUGAUGUUGCUUGGGUGGAAAAAGUCCAUUCCAUUUUAGUGCUGUUCUUUUCAAUUUAAAGGGGAAAAAGGAAAAGAUCGAAUUCAUUCAAUUCCAAAUAAUAAUUAAAAAAAGAUUCUAAUCUGAGGUUUGCAACACUAGCAUUAACUCAGAUUGGAUCAUGAGAUAGACACACGCAUCAUUUACUGCUAAACUAAUGAAUGAAUGCUGGGCUGUAUUUUGAAUUAUACAAUAUUAUAGUCCUCUCUGAUGAGUAUUCUUGUAAUGGUAGCUAGUAAUAUCAUCACUACUCUACUAUCUAGUUGAAAAACAGAAUGUGUAGCUUGAGAAAAUAGACAGCUUUAUAGGUCCCUGGAUCUGCAAAAAUGAGUGAUCAUUCACAGCCAGACAGCAUCCCAAGGACAGUUGUUAAUAUUUGUGAAGUCUGGAAAGAGACUUAUCAAAACCAGCUCUGAGAUUCUAUCUUGGGGAAUCAAAAUCAAGUUAAAUUUCACAGUAUUUGCUAGUGGAAGACAUUGAAUGAUAGCUUCAUGUGCUAGAAACAUGCUUGGAAAACUUACAGAGAAUCACAGACUCAAGAUUAUAUAACUAGGGCCACUUUCUGAAUAGGCCUUGUGUUUGAAUUUUAUUUUUUUUUUAGCUUUUUACGGACUUUAUUUUGCAUAUCUGGGGGUGUUCCCCACCACUUCUUUAUGUGUGGUAUGCACUUUUAUGUACAGUGUGAGGCUUUCUGCUUUACAGUAUGUCCAGGAAAAUUCAAUCAUGACUUGCAAGCACAAGUUGUUCUUGAAAAUGUGACCUUUGUCUUUUGUUGAAAGGUUGCUUAAAUCUGAGUCUUCCAGUGUCACUGACUUAAUUAUUUAUGGGAAAUAAUAUUUUUUGGAGAUCUAUUCUGCCUUCCUAAUUCUUGAUUCAUAAUUAAUGUUCUUUAAAAAAAAAAAAUCCAAAUAAUCCAGGUUUUAAAAUCUGAUCUUUGAUUUGAACUGGCUGACAAUGUGCCCUUCCACUUAGGGAUGUCAGAAAAGACCACACAUCAGUUAGAAGGAGAAACUUCAUGAAUGCUUAAUUAAAGAGGAAUUAUUAAAUAUUUAUUUUGUAGCCCUAUGCUGUAUUGAAAUGAGAGGUAAAAGUUCUGCGUUCACCGACAGCUGUGUUUCAGGGUAUAUUAUUCCCUGCCCUUGUUCUCCAACUUUUCCAGUGGCACAGGUUCAUUGCCUGUUGUUAAUUAUCUCUUCCCUACAGAUAACUGAUUUCUGGAGCUGACAAGACCCAGUUCCAAGUCCCUAGCACACCUAUUUUUAAAUAAAUUAGAAGUAGGCGGGAGGGUUUUACUACGUUAGAUUGCUGCAGAACAUUCAUUGAGAACAAUAAAUUGAAAGCCUGGACACUGAAUUU
Molecule: messenger RNA, 4311 nt
Organism: Cygnus atratus (black swan)
Lineage: Eukaryota; Metazoa; Chordata; Aves; Anseriformes; Anatidae
Gene: ZFP64
Product: ZFP64 zinc finger protein
Exons: 6
Coding region: 95-2164 (689 amino acids)
Biological process (GO): regulation of gene expression
Cellular component (GO): nucleus
Source: RefSeq, a predicted model, not a curated record